Molecule: messenger RNA, 2908 nt
Organism: Chilo suppressalis (striped riceborer)
Lineage: Eukaryota; Metazoa; Arthropoda; Insecta; Lepidoptera; Crambidae
Source: the annotation of a GenBank genome assembly
GUAAAAUACAAAAUAGGUACCACGGACGUGUAAAUACAUUUUUUUUUUAUUAUAGCAACACAAAGAACAUUUAUGUGACGUCAUGAUGGCCUGGUUGGGUUAGGUUUGCUUGGAAAUUUUUGUAAAAAGUCUUGUAUUUUAGUGUAUUAUAUGUUGUGCUACUUAAUUUAGAAUAGUCAUAUAAAUACCUCAUAGAGUAGCAUUAAUAGUGGUGCCAAGGAUUGUUUGUUUCGGUUACAAUUUCUGGCGAAAAUGAAUCGCCAUGAAGGAGUCAGCUGUGAUUCUUGUUUGAAAAAUAACUUUAGGGGACGACGAUACAAAUGUUUGAUAUGCAUCGAUUAUGACCUAUGCGCAGCCUGUUAUGAAUCCGGCGCUACCACAAAUCAACACACAACCCAGCACCCCAUGCAAUGCAUUCUUUCCAGAAGUGACUUUGAUUUAUACUAUGGGGGAGAAGCAUUGGCUCUUGAACAACCUCAGGCAUACACAUGUCCAUAUUGCAACCGUAUGGGGUUCACAGACACAGCUCUCAUGGAACAUGUCACAGCUGAACAUGCUGAUACCACAUUGGCUGUGGUUUGUCCUGUUUGUGCAUCAAUGCCUGGUGGUGAACCAAACUUUGUUACUGAUGACUUUGCUGGCCAUCUCACACUCGAACACAGGACUGGACCUAGAGAUCUCAUCUCAUUUUUGGACGAGCCCAGUGGCAUCAGACAUGGCGGAGUCCGCCGCAUGCCGCAGUCAGGACGCGGCGUGAGUCGUCCGAGACGCACCAAUAUGCAGUUCAGCACGGGCGGCGGCAUAUCGUCUCUGUCGCCGUCGUCGCGCGACGCAGUGGUGGACCCCAUAGCCGAGCUGUUGUCGCAGCUGUCGGGCGUGCGGCGCGGCGCCGGCCAGCCGGGCACGCCCAGCCAGCUGCAGCAACUGCAGAUGCAGCUGCAGCUCGAGCGGCAGCAGGCCACGGUACGUCACACUCGCACUACGUAUACAUUUGCCAGGGCGGCCCGACAACAGAUAGAGAGGUUGCCGCGGCGCGCGGCGGCGUCGUCGAGCGGCGCGGCGGGAACGGGCGCCGGCGCCGCGCCGCAGCCGCAGCCGCAGCCCGCCGCGCAACCGCAGCCCGCCAGCGACGCCAACGACUCGCAGUUCCUACUCUCCGGGUUCCUGGGUGUGACGAACAGUCGCGCGGGCGCGGAAGCUGAGUGCCGCGCGGCGCUGCUGCGCGGGCUGAUGCUGGCGUCGCUGGGGCGGCCGCCGCCCGUCGCCCGCGCGCCCCCGCCCGCGCCCCGCGCUCCCCCAGCGCCUCGCGCCGCGCCCGCUCCCGCACCCGCACCGACACCGCCGCCGCCCGCGCCCGCGCCGCCGGCCAUGCUGCGCGUCAAGCCGCAGCCGCGCACCAAGGAAGCGGCGGCGCGUGCGCACGCGGGCGCGCGCCAGCUGCCCGAGGGCAGGUAGUCGCGGGCGGAGCCGCGGCCCGCGCUAGAGCCCGCGCCCCCGCCCCCGCCCGCCGGCCCCCGCCGUCAGCGCCCCGCCACCGCGACGCCUCCCUAGCGGACGCUUACCUUUGUUUUGUUGCCUUUCGAAAUAUCAGUGUGAUUUUCUUUACUGUAGAAAAUAUAUAGGAAUGUUUUAAUCGAUUUUAACCACGAGUUUAGAAUUUAAUGAUAUUCAUCGAAAUGUCACGAGAGCGUCGUCGCCGUCCGUCGCGUCGGUCGCGGGCCGCCCGGCUCACGUCGCACCCCGGUGAACGUUAGACGACUGUGAAACGAGGCGUAGUUUGUAUUUUUUUUCUUUUUUUUCGUUGUAUUCUGCAUAGAUUGAAAGUUAAUUAUUAUUAUUGUAAAGUUACCUUUAAAAAAUAUAUAUUAACGAAAUAUGGAGAAUCCCAGUCACGAAAAUUUUCGAUGCAGAUAAACCCACGAAUUCACUGGCUACUCUCAAAGUGCUUAUUAGUUUGAUUAUUAUACUUCAACAUUACAAAAUGUUUGUAUGUACCCUAAUUAAAUUCUAUAAUAUUAAUAUAUGCAUUUCAUUCUUUCAUUUCACGUAAGUGUAUGUAUUAGAUUUUUUUCUGGAAGAAUGUCACCAACUUUGUUUCAUUUUUAUAUAGAGAAUAACAGGUUUUGUUUAAGUACUAAAAUAUCUGCAAUCUGAAAUGUAAAGCACUCUAAUCAUAUUGUAAUAAAUAAUGUAUAAAACAAAUAUGAAGUUUGGAUGGAAAGAAAACAAAUACAGGUUUUUAUCAUCUGUAAUUAACAACCCUAUUCCCAAAAUGUAUAUUUUUAAUCCUACGAAACUGCCUUUUCCAUUCAAGAUCAUUUUCCAGGGAAGGAACAUCUGGCAAGUAAAAAAAAAGAAGGCUAAUAGGUUGUUCUAUUCUAUCCUCUUCGGCCGAAAACCCAUGCUGGUGAAGAAGUAAGAAUCUUAAGUAAUUAACUCUGACCAGGUAUCAAUGAGCAAGCAGCCACGUACUUUUACUUUCCCUGUCAGGCGAAUGCAAUAAGCUAUAGAGCGAGACCAAAGUUUAAAAUGUCCUUGUUGACAACUUGAUACGAAACAAAGUUGCAAUGGCGGCCAAAAGGAUUUUUCGUACCCGUCCGAAUGAGAGUUCUGUGAAUUCCAAAUUGAUCAAAGUUAAAACGGAUUUUGAAACAUAUUAACUCACAUGACAAAUGAAAGAUAUACCAAUUAUAAUAUUUUACAAUUGCUAUUCAGAGGCGGUUAGGCUUCGUAUAAACAAAAGGUUAGACCCUCAAUAAAGCAAGCAACAUAUUUAAACGAAUUACUAUAAUACUUAUAAAAUCUAUUGACAAUUCGUCGGGUAGGUAGUGCACACGGUGCCUGAUUUACAGUUGUUAGGGCCCUAGGCUUAAUUAUGACUGCGCCCGCCUGCCUGUCCUGUCAUACC